CAAACCAGAUCUCUCGAUUUACUCCUUAAAUACAGAGAAAAUGUAUUUUGUUUCACUCCACUGUCACAUUUAGGAUACUUUUGUGGGUAAUUUAGAACAUUUACUUAUCCUGAAUUGUUAUUCAUCUCCUGCCCUCAACCUAAUUGCCUGAGGAUCAGGCUGAAAAGGGCAGGAGUUAACUGACAUUCCAGGCUAGAUGUUUACUGAGUUAAUCUGAAAAUUUCCAGAUCUCCUCCUUCUAUUUUCUUAGCUUUUUUCAAACAUCAAGAGAGUGCCUUCACACAAAAUAGGCAAAAUUUGAUAUUUGGUCCACAGACUUUGGCCAUAAAUACAGAUUAUGCAAAUUAUUGGUUCACUUCUUGAUGGCAGUAUGAUUUCUUUUAUUUUAUUCCCCCAAAGCAUCACAGCCACACUAAAAUAGUUAUGACAUAUUGAAAUUAAGACGUGGGAUGACCUCCUGGUAUGACGUUAUUUCUUUUAGGUUGUUGACAUCUCUGACACUGGUUUCUCAUUUGUUCAAUGUUAUUCUAUCCUGCAUAUUUCAGCAUAGACCUUUCCAAAGCCAGUGGUGCCGAAUUGAGGUCAGGGUUGACAAAAAUACAGCAAAUGUAGGAAAUUGUACCCCACAACCUCACCCUGGUACUAUUGUUCGUACGCACUGAAGUGGAAUGAGGGAAAGGUGCAAUGAAACAUGAACAAACACGUUUGAUGACAUUUUGGCCUCAACAUACAGUCAUUUUGGACAGGGACCUUAUCUCGUUUCCAGGUCUCCGCUAUUUUUCCAAAUCCAAGAUGGCCGCUUUCGAAAGGAUAAUUCGGGGUUUCGUUCGUCUUGGGAUAGGAGGGCUGUUCCUCGUCAGGGCCUCAGGCGAAUUGUUUCCGCAAAUUUGCAAAGACUUUAAUGGUCUCAAAGACGAAAGCGGAACCUUAGUCGAAGUUCCUGAUCGCUGUCGUGAACAAUUUACCGAGGUGGCCGUGAAAUUUGGUUUGAAGAACGCAGACAAAGUGAGCUUGUUUGUCAAUCGGCAUUUCUAUGCAGUGUCGGCCGGUUCAAAUAUACUUCCGGGUGGUGCCGUUAUUGGGUUGCCAAGGUGGUAUCUAUAUCAAACUAAAAAGGAUGUUGAAAAUUCGGGACUUAGAUUUGGCAGAGAUGUGAGCUGGGAUUCAGAAGUUGGUGUGACUGUGACUGAAAGUUUUAUUCCAACUCAGGAAAUGAUCGCUUUCACUAUUGGCCAUGAGCUGGCUCAUAUUGAUCAGCAUUUAAAUUUCAAGCUGUUUUUCACGUGUGUCCCACCAUUAUGGCUGUACUUGACAUACAGAGUUGCAAAAUGUACGGGAAGAAUUUUCAAAGUGCAUGUUGUGUUGGAUGCUCUACUGAAACUUUGCAUCUUUGGAUUGAAUUAUCAAGCUUACAGAAUUGUUGAGCGAAAGUUGACUCAUCUUGCUGAAUUCAAUGCUGAUGAAAUUUCUGCUAAGUGUGAUCCACACAUGGCAAAAGGUGGUGUAGAUUGGUGUACAACAACACUGAAACGAAACGUCAUCCAACGUGCACUGCUUGGAGAACGAGGAAAACAGAUUUACUCAGAGGAAGGAAAUGACCUGCAACGCACAGCAAUAUCCAGACAUCCACAGUUGACUGAGAGGCUACACAAAGUGAAAACCAUCUUUGACACUCUGUCAGAUUCAAGUUUGAUAGAAGAGCCAGAAAACAGCAAUACUGCAAAUUAGUAUUGUUACCAAUGAAUAAUGAUUGGCAGAGUAUUUUGCCAGGGUAUUUUGCAGAACGCCCAAGGCACUGUUUGCUUGCAUUAAGUUACACUCGUGUUUGUGUGUGGUUAGCGUCUGUUUGUUGAAAAGGGCCAAAUACACUAUAAUGCUGUCCUUUAAAGUUACAUAAUAGCUAUAAUGCUAACCGCAAGCAAACAUGAGUGGGACUAAUGACCAGCAAACGGUGCAUUUGGAGAUUGGCAUUCUGCAUUUGGUAGACAGCAUUCUGCAGUGGAAACAAUGCCUUUUCCACAGCAUGAAUACUUACAGCCCAUGUGAUGGUGUGAUCCAAAUCAGUAGUCAAACUUGAUCACCUGAUUACAGAUGAAUGAUCAUGCUUACAGGAGGAAAAGCUAAAGAGGAAGGGCAAUUAUUUUGAGAAGAAUGAAAAGUGAUGGUGAAUACUGACUGAAGUGAAAGUACAAUAAAUAAAUAAAUAAAUAAAUUUUAGUCAUAAUGCAAUCAAGAGCAAAUGUGGGAUUAGAAAUAAAUGAAAAUUGGGGCAUUUACUGUUAGCCAUGAUAGUGGUAGAGAUUUGAAUUUAUUGUCGUCAGUUUUUUCAGGGUCUUUUGAUUACCAAACAAGUUUACUGCAAGUGGUCAGUGUAAAGUACAGACUGCACAAUGUAGACUGCAGGCCAGGGGUAAAAUGCAGACUGCAGACCAGGGGUAAAAUGCAGACUGCAGACUGUAGAAUUUUUAACUCAAUCAGGUUACCAUUUCUAUUAUUGAGAGCAAGUGACAUUCAGUCUUACCAAGGUGAUAAUGUGUAGACUUUCACUGUGAGUAGCCCAAACAAUCUUGUUUAUGGUAAUCACUCAAUAACAGAAAUAUUACAAUAUACACUUAAAAAGCCUGCAGUCUGCAGUCUGCAAUUUACUGUCCCACAAUAACCCAGAAUUAGUAUCACCCAACUAGU
Orbicella faveolata is the source of this 2685-nucleotide messenger RNA. Its product is annotated as transmembrane protein 177-like. Gene Ontology annotation, cellular component: membrane. The record is from RefSeq and is a predicted model, not a curated record. Lineage: Eukaryota; Metazoa; Cnidaria; Anthozoa; Scleractinia; Merulinidae. Gene Ontology annotation, molecular function: metalloendopeptidase activity. Gene Ontology annotation, biological process: proteolysis.